AUGGCUACCCACCUGUGGCCCCUGUUAGGGUUUUGCAUUAAGGCCAGCUUGGCUGGUAGGUCUGUAUACUUCGUUUAUGAUCAGGGACUGCUGGAGUUGAGUUGCCAGGGUCAGGCUAUACUACGAAGGGCACAGGAGACAAUCCCAGUUGCCUUCAGCCAUUACUCAGACUUACUUUCGAAGCACAUGGGCAUCCGGCUGGAGCUCCCAUCCACUCCACAAUUCAACGUUAACCUCCAAGAGAGCUGGAACUCAGGCAUCAACAGCUUGAUGUUUUCACUGUCCACUGCUCCCUCAACGACCCAGGCAUACAGUCAUGAAGGCUGGAACUACCUGAAGGGCCAGAAGUGA
Messenger RNA from Dromiciops gliroides (monito del monte), 351 nucleotides. RefSeq names its product MICOS complex subunit MIC13-like. Gene Ontology annotation, biological process: cristae formation. The record is from RefSeq and is a predicted model, not a curated record. Gene Ontology annotation, cellular component: MICOS complex; mitochondrial crista junction. NCBI's taxonomy places the organism in Eukaryota, Metazoa, Chordata, Mammalia, Microbiotheria, Microbiotheriidae. The transcript has a single exon. Bases 1 to 351 code for a protein of 116 amino acids.